Messenger RNA from Melanotaenia boesemani (Boeseman's rainbowfish), 1390 nucleotides. RefSeq names its product WD repeat domain 18 (gene wdr18). NCBI's taxonomy places the organism in Eukaryota, Metazoa, Chordata, Actinopteri, Atheriniformes, Melanotaeniidae. Bases 67 to 1350 code for a protein of 427 amino acids. Gene Ontology annotation, cellular component: nuclear pre-replicative complex. Gene Ontology annotation, molecular function: protein binding. The transcript is spliced from 11 exons. Gene Ontology annotation, biological process: DNA-templated DNA replication; rRNA processing. The record is from RefSeq and is a predicted model, not a curated record.
ACAGCGUCCGGAAGUGACGUUACACAUCUGGUCGGCUUCCCGCUUGAGUGUUGUGUCGACUUCAACAUGGCGGCUCCGCUGGAGGUAAUCGUGAGCAGCGACGCCGGUUCGCAGCUCUGGAACUGCACCGUGUUCGACCUGCACAGCGGAUCCAGCCUGCUGUCCUACCGGGGCGGGAACAGCGCGAGCCGGAGCCUCGAGGUUCUCCGCGGGGAAUUCCUGCUGUCCGCGCAGCUGGGCAAGAACUUCAUCAACGUGUGGGAGAUCCAGAGGAAGGAUCAGCUGCAGCAGAAGAUUGUGUGUCCAGGUGUGGUCACCUGUCUGACUGUGUCCCCUGAUGGACUCUUCCUCGCUGUGGGAGUUUCUGAGGCCGUUUACCUGUGGGAGGUGUGUACAGGUAAGCUGCUGUCUGUCCUCAGUCGACACUAUCAGGACGUCACCUGUCUGAAGUUCACCGACGACAGCAGCCAUUUUGUUUCUGCAGGGAAAGACAAUCUGGCGCUCGUUUGGAGUCUGACCAGUGUCAUCCAGCUGGAUGUAAAUCACGCCCCUGAGCCCCGUCACGUCCUAUCUCGUCACUCUCUACCAAUCACAGACCUGCACUGUGGCCUGAUGGGAGCCCAGGCCAGAGUCGCCACGGCAUCAUUGGACCAGACUGUAAAGGUAUGGGAGCUGUCCUCUGGCGAGUUGCUGCUGUCCGUCCUCUUUGAUGUGGAAAUCAUGUCGGUCACUUUUGACCCCUGCGAGUACUUCCUGUUCUGUGGAGGAAGUGAUGGAAACAUUUUUCAGGUUUCCCUGUGCAGCCAGAGCCUAAGCCGGGAUAAAUCCUUCCAAUCAGAGCCUGAAGGGAACCAGGUGUUCAAAGGACACAGGAACCUGGUGACGUGUCUUUCUGUGUCCAUGGACGGAACUCUGCUCCUCUCCGGGUCACAUGAUGAAACGGUCCGGCUUUGGGACGUUCAGAGUAAACAAAGCAUCCGCUGCCUCACUCACAAAGGUCCCGUGACCAAUGCCGUCAUCAUGGCGGCUCCAGCAAACAUGUUCCUGCCCGACAGUCGGCCCGCCGUUCCCCUGCCGCGCUUCAACCGACACCUGAACGCCUCUGACGGCGAAACGGCAGACGUCUGUGUCCGACCUGGACUCCACACACAGGUGGAGGAGGAAACGUACCUGCAGAAAGCUGAGAAGCUGCACUCCCUGAUGAAUGCUGUGACCAACAAGGCGGUGUUCGGUGACGGUGAAAACACAAAGGUUCGGAUCGCAGAACUUGAAGAAGAAGUUCAGACUCUGAAGAAAGUCAAUAAAGAUUUGUAUGAGUUCUCCACUCAGCUGCUCACCAAACACACAUAAACACAAACACACACAAACACACACACACACACACACACAC